This is a messenger RNA of Amoebophrya sp. A120, 6364 nucleotides long. The record is from the annotation of a GenBank genome assembly. Lineage: Eukaryota; Dinophyceae; Syndiniales; Amoebophryaceae.
AGCCUUUUACUACUAUGCACGAAAAGCUUUAGAUGAUGACGAGGACGAGGAGCCCUCGAAUAUCAUCACAAGAAAACAGUAGAUAAAGGCUGCCGAAAGUUCAAGUUUCCGUGGUCGAUGAAGGUUUUUGAAUCAUUUUACGAGAAGACAUCACAAUCACUGAAAAACAAAUAGACUUCUUUAUUUUGUUUUCCCCUGAACAAGACACCUUCAAAUAAUGUGUAUAAAAAAGACCACCUCCUGUUCCUGGGUUGGAGGUGUCGCUUUCUUUACUGGUGGUCGAGAAAAAAGUUGUUUGAACUUCAACUCCCAGAGCGCAGCGGAACGCUAAAGCCUGUCACUGUUCCCUUCCUGCGACAAAAGAACAAAGCCGGAAUAGGGUCUUCACUGUGUCGAGCCUGGGAAUAAAAUGGAGGGGCUGGACGAUCAUCUGUCUGCGCUGAAGACGGAAUGGGUCGUGCUGAAGGAAAAGUAUUUCUACGGAGAGCAAAUUGACCCGGUGUUUGAGGGGACGGUGCGGGAUUUUUGUGAAUUCGACCAAGUGAUGCAGGAAUUGUACAAAAACAUCGAACAGUUUAUGCGCAGCUGCGAGAACCUGUGCACGGGGAUUCUCAAGGUAGCGGAAACCGUGGUCCAGGGGAUGGGCAAAGAGAAAGACCCCCAGAUUGCGGCCGAAUCCUGCAAGCUGAAGGAAGCGGCCAACCAGAUCACGCGCGUGGAUGCCCCCCACAGUGCUAUAGCGAAGCUGCGCCGAGACAUGGACUUCAACAUUCUCAAUCCGAUGCGGCAGCACUUACUGAACAACCGUACUACUUGCUCGUCGACAUGUUGAGGACGUCAUAGUCAUUGAUUCCACUUUACAAUUUCGCAGAUUUUUGUCAUAUGGUUAUAUCGCCAUAUGUACCGUGCAAAAAACCCUCUUGCAGGGAGCAACAUCAUGAUUUAAUUAGAGGAGGGUCACAAACCUAAUCCUUAGGUCCGCACCGGACUUAUGGACCACCCGGCCGGAUGGUCCUUAGGUCCGGUGCCCCAAAAGUUACUUUGCGUAACUGCAACAGCUCAGUCCUACUCUGACGGCCGAGCUCUUCCGUGAGAUUCCGCAUAUAUUCAAGGGCAGAGCCACACUAAUGCUUGCGCGAGCUAUACUUCUCAGAAGGCUUGCACUCGCGCGGUGGAAUUGAUGAAUGCAAUUUCUUGAAAAGCAAAAGGCGGCCUCUAUAUGUUUUUACUGACGCACACUACGUUAGAGAAAACUGUCCCCACUACCCCGGUUUUCCCCAAAUCAAAAAUUUUUUUAUGAACUGAUGCAACAACACGGCCACCGGCCGCGCAGCCCGCCCGGAUAGUGUCCGCUAGUGGAUCUUCUUCACGGAUACUUUCUGAGGCUGUUACGUAUGCAAUGGAGCAAGCGGGAUAGCGGCGCGCAAAAGUCGGCGCAUGAGCUGACGGGGCAGCAAGCUUUGUGGAUGUGUGUAGCUACUUCGGCCCCAUCCGCGCGUGGGCUACUGCAACGCGGCCCCGCCACACUGGCCGCGCCCAACUUCUGAGGCUCCGGCCUCACCGUUUCCCUGGGGGUCGUGCAUGCGUACCUUUUCGGGAGGUUUCUGGUGCUCGUUUUGGUGGCCGAAAGUGCGUAGAUAGCUGCUUAGGGCCGAAAUCCCCAGCAUACGUUUUUUUUCUCGCCAGCGUGUCCGAACAUGCACUCAGGGAAACGGUGCCGGCCAGCCUCAAGCGGAGAAGACAGGUCCGCGGCAAGGGGCAUUGCGUUCAGCCUUAGGUGGCCGGGGGGCGGGUCUGGCAUGGGCGCCUUGCCCAGGGCGCUGCCUCGCGGGCCCCGAGCUGCUUGCGCCCCAAAAAGCCGGGCAAGGCGUGCAGUGUCUUUGAGUCCAGCAACACACCUGGGGGAGCGGGCUUCGGUCUGGCCAUUCGCGGCGCAGGUCGCUUGCGAAGGGCCCGCCCUGCUUACAAUUGGAUCGAAAAAAAAAAAUUGUCUUUGGGGAAAACCGGGGUAGUGGGGACAGUUUUCCCUACCGUACACACGCAAUGCCAUAGGCAGUUCUGGAUUGAUGCAGUGCACGAAGUUUGUUCUUUUCUAUGUAUUUGUGGGACUUUCUAUAUUCCCUUUCCGCUAAAAACAUCACCCGUUGGCCGACGUCGAUCGCGCAGGCACAGUCACAAUCAUGUCGGGAGCGGCGCCGCAAGAAAACAGCCAGUACAGCGCCAACAAUUGCCCAUCACUAGUAUUGUUCAUCAUCACCGCCAUCACCUCUACCUCCAAUCAAUCCGGAAACGCCGCCCCGGCGACGGUUGCGACGGCGGCAUCGGCGUUGGUUGCGUUGACACGGAGGAGGGAGAGGUGGUGGUGGUGACGACGCUGACGCUGCGCCGGCUGUUUUUCCUGCGGCACCGCUCCCGAUACGAUUGUGGCUGUGCCUGCGCGAACGACGUCGGUGUGCCUGCACGAACGACGUCGGCCAACGGGUGACGUUUCAUUUUAGCGGAAGACGAAUAUAGAAAGUCCUAUAAAUGCAUACACUGCAAUGCAAAAUCAAAAGCGAAACUUUCCAAAUAGCUUCAAAAACCAAAUAGAAAGUCCUUCCUAGUGCAUAUAAAGAAACUUCUUGCACUAUCUACGUCAAAACUGCCUAUGGCAUAGUGCCGCCUCUUCGUGCAGAAAUUGAAUAACAUGCAGAAUCUCGCGUAAGAGUUCUGCCGUCAGAGUGGGGCUCAGCUGCUGCAACUCCUCCUCAUGCAGUUACGUAAAGCAACUUUUGGGGCACCGGACCUAAGGACCACCCGGCCGGGUGGUCCGUAAGUCCGGUGCGGACCUAAGGAUUAGGUUUGUGACCCUCCUCUUAUUGUUGUUCGCCUAUAAAUAUUGGACGAAAUAAGUAGUGUGGUCUAUCAUGCUCCUCAGCAUCGACACUGGAGGAAAUUCUUCAAAAAGUAUAUCUUUAAAGAAACAUUACCAACUCCCGAUCGCACCGCCUCAGGCAACCUGAAGAGCAACCUGGAGCAGCGUCGGCGGCUAUGGAUGUGUCAGAGUUGAAAUCGACAAAGUUGAAAUAAUUUGUAAUGCAUAAAAUGCGACACAGAGACUGACUCUAUUGCUGAAGGCGCAAGGGAGGCAGAUUCUAGUGCUGGUAAGGGUCAAGCAUUGGGCUGCUGACUAGCAUGACAGGGAGCAGCCAUCUUGCCCUAAACAGCAUGACAGACUUGCUUCAGAGGCCAGGAAAAUUUGUCAUGCGCCGAUUGGAAACUGCGGGUCCAACUGGUAUAGAUUUUAUGCAUCACAAACUAUUUCAACUUUGUUAAUUUCAAUCCUGACAGUUCCAUAGCGGAAGCUGAUGGAGUACAAGAGCGCGAAAAAGCAGGUAGAGGAGCUGGGUAAGAAAAACCUGGUAUCAAGUGCAAAAAUGUCUGGGUCUGGAAGAAUGCAAGUUUGUCAUGCUUGUCUCGCAUGACUCUUAAAUUUGUCAUGCACAUUACCCAAGAGCCCCAUUUUUGUGGCAUGCAGAAACGCAGUUUGUCAUGCAGAAUAGGCAACACCUAGAAGCUCAGAAACUUGUCAUGCUGAGCCAGCAUUUGUGGCCUCUUCGUAAUACGCUACCCAGCAUCACAAGUUUCCAGACCCAGACAUUUUUGCAUUUGAUACCUGGGAAAAACGGACAAAAAGGUGAUGCAGGCGGACGCCGCCCUCACAGCUGCCAAGGCACAGUUUGUCGAGUGCGACCGAAACGUGUUUGAGUGGCUCUACAUCCUGGAUGAGUACAAGGGCGACAUCUUGGAUAGCACCAUCCAGACCAUAAAAUACCUCCAGUACGAGUUUUUUGCCUCGUCCGCCCACGCGCUAAGCGGCGUGCUUCCGAAGCGGAUGGAAUUUCGCCCCAUGGUCGAAAUGACGCCGGAGCACCUAGAAAACCAGGUCGACAUAGAGCUGCAGGAGACCGACCCAAACGAGGAAUAUCCUGUUGUAUAAGGAGUAUCGUACUCGUGGCAUCUAUGCCUGGCACGACACAUGAUGUGGUCCUGCUUUUAUUUUACCGUAAUCAUAAGGUGCGUGACAACUUCGACUUCCAUGCUUGUUGGUGGAAAAAUCAGACUUUGAUCUUGAUGUCAACAUUCUAGCGCGUGCGCGAUACAAUACUUCUUUGUUUCGCAAUUUAUACGGAACAAGAGGAGCCCAUAACAGAUUUUGGAAUCAAGCUCAUUACCAAGCUCGAACGGGACGGCCGUGCGGUAGAAGAGGAGCCGGUACAUCAUCUUUUCUGAGGUUAUUUUCGCUUUCAUCUCGAACUCGAUUCUUACUCCGGUGUUUUCAGAAAAGAGUCGUAUAUAUGACAAAAGAAUGUAUUUUUUCUUCUUGCAAAGCUAUAUGCAAGUAGUCGUGCACCAAGGCACCACUCGUUCAUGUUUUCACAGAAAGUCGCCGUCGAUCCCCUGUCGCUUUCGAGCUUGCUCAGCCAGGGAUUUGACGAAGCUGACGCCCGCCGAGCACUUCGGCUACACAACAACGACACCCAGAGUGCCAUGGAGUGGAUUCUGAACGGGGGCAAAACCGCGAGUUCGGCCUCUGAUGCCCAAGACGGCGUGCGCAUGCCCACCACGAUUCGAAGGAUACAAAAGCUGCGAAAAAAGAGAAAGGAUGAACGCGAAAAGCAGCGCGCUGAGAAGGCUGCGCGCGAAGGCGGUAAGAAGUUCUUGCUCCUCAUCGUGUCCGUCUUCGUAUGAACUAUGAUAUAUGAAUUACGUAUCAUUUGACCUUACUUCUCUAACUCUAUGAGGACUAGCUCAGGAAUGCCACUGCUGCAUUCACCAAGAAGUAAACACAACUGGGCUGCUGGACGAAGACAUGCGUUUUUGCUAUAUGUUGCUUCUUUAUCAUCUUUUGUUUCUUUAUUAUCUGCUGCAAGCACAUGAUGCAACAAACAGUUGACAACGUCCGCCAGCCUACAUUGGAAGAAAUGGCUCAGAAGCAACCGGCUGCGCCCCCUGUGGACUUGCUCUCGUAGAACUUUUGCUCUCGUGCUUUUCUCGUUUUUAUUUGCUCUUGAAGAGCCAGAAUAUAUUGCUCAACUAUAGAUGUUCAUGCUGUUGUUGGUACCCACCUCCUCGUCAAUUUUUGACGAGCCAGAUACUCAUACUGUUAUUCUUUUGGACCAUUGAACAAAACUACAUGCUCGUGACCAACACCCUGAGAAUGAAUUUACAGAUUGGAUACCACGCCGCCGACCACUUCCGCCUCUAGUACGUCACCGCCGAGCGGUGGGCCCCCGCCGGAUCUUCUUUCGCUGGAUUCCGUCACAGAUUUUUCAAAGCCGGUCACACGGCAAUCUGUGCCCGAACAGCGCAGCUUCGACCCAAACGACUGCGAGCUCCGCGGGCCCGGUGCGGGAUCGUCCUCUCCAAACACGCCUGCAGCAGCGACUGCUUCAGGAGGAGCCGCAACCGAAAUGUCGCGGGAGCAGCUCAUGGGUCUGUUGGCAUCGGGUUCGCAGCUCACCCCGACCCAGCUCGCACAGGCUCAGAAACUGCUUGCUGCACCUUCCACUGCACCAGGUGCGGUCGCAAGCGGAGCACAGUCAAGCAACGUGGCAGCGCCGGCUCCGGUCGCGGCGAGCGGCGGGCAGAAUGUUUCCACUGCCAGACCCGCCGCACCAACCGUCGCCUCCUCAAUCGAUGACCUGUUCUCCUAGCAGUAGCAGGGUGGUUUUCAUCCUCUCCACAGGAGCUGUCUACAUCACAGUGCCAGUGCCAGUGGAUAAGUUGAGCUACCUUCCUCCAGUUCUUGUGCAAAUAAGCUACGGUUGAGAGUCUUCAUCGUAGCUAGGCAAUAGCUGUCGGUCAGCGUUGCUCCAGCUGCAGCGUUCAAUGUUGCGAGUGGAAACUGGAAUACUAGUGCUCCUUGUCGCAGGAACGGACGAGGAUGAAAAAGAAAAACGUAUUUAUAAAAUUUUCGCACAGAAAUGUAGAAGAUGCGGCUUGUGGUCACCCGCGCCGGUUGUGCCACCUACUUUGAAUGUACACAGUCAGCGCAGGAGAAACAGCUUCGAUUCUUAUUCGGUGGUCGCUGUGGCGGUGCCCUCGUCCUCGAACCGCUAAUGUAUGAUGCUGAGAGGGUAACAAUUCACUACGCACCGGGGGGUCCUCUCUCUGGGUCUGAUUCGUGCGUCAUCCUUUCUGGUGAAAACAUCGCAGCAAAAAAACCGCAAAACCACUUCUGAGGUUGAGGAGCUUGAGCUUCAUUACUUUUUUACAAAACGUGCAACGCAUCGAGGAAAAUGUCAAAAUCAAAAUAACCCGUCUGCGUGUAGUAGCGCCUUAAUUGUGCAUUGUGGUCAACACUUCGCCACUGUUUGCGGUG